CAGGCGGAUUGGACAAGUACGAAUCGAUCGCUGUAACAGUGAAGGUCUAGUAAAAAAGAAAUACAAUAGAAAAUCGAAAAAUGCAAGCCAAGUUGUGCCUUGUCCUUUUGGCCAUCGGCCUGAGCCAGAUUGUGGCCCUGCCAUCGCCUUCGCUGCAGAUCAACCAUCCGAGCACCAACUUCCUGCAGUAUUUAAUGCAAUCCCGGGAUCUCGCCAAUGGCAAUGGCGACCACUCCAUCGACUGCCUGGGCUACUAUAUCCCCCUGAUAAACGAGGGCGUGACCGUGUACGAGAACAACUUCAAGGCCUGUCUGGAGCAGGCUGCCCUGGAGAUUUCCCAGAUCAACGACAGUACCAAGGAUGAUCGCGAUGCCAUCGACGCCUCCGCCCUGAGCUCCUGCGAUGCCCUCAAGGUCUGCAGUGAAAAGGAAGCCGCCGAGGAUUAUUUCGAGUGCUACAGCGAAGCCGGCUCCGACAGCACCAAGACCAUGUUCGCCAUUUCUGCAAAUGCCUCUGAACUUCUGGCCUUCGUGAAAGAGGAAGUCCGUCUCAUCCAGGUGAACGAGUACGUGUGCACCAACAAGACCCAGAGGGUCUACGCCGAGAACUCUGCCAAACUCUACGAGGAAUUGACCCUCUGCAUUGGUGGUGCUCCCAUUCCGUCGGAAGUCACGAGCACUGAACCCACAACCACGCAGUCCUCGACUGAUUCCACAUCUGUCGAUCCAGAAUCUUCGACUGAUUCCUCCCCAGCUGUACCAGAAUCCUCGACAGAUUCCUCAACUGAGUCAGAAUCCUCGACUGAUUCAACCUCAGCUGCUUCAGAAACCUCGACUGAUUCCACAACCACCGAGCCAGAAUCCUCAACAAAUUCCGAAGGUGACAAGGAAGCAGCUCCCGAGGAGGACUUGAAAUCGCUGUCCAGUCAUAACAACAAGGACAUCCAGAAUAUUCUGAAGAACCUGCAGAACUGGUUCAAGUCCCACUAAGCUAGCGAGGUCUUUAAUCCUAUAAAUAUAAACGAAGCAAACUAAAUAAAUAUACGUAUCUUA
Messenger RNA from Drosophila elegans, 1052 nucleotides. RefSeq names its product cell wall protein IFF6. Bases 81 to 989 code for a protein of 302 amino acids. The transcript is spliced from 2 exons. Lineage: Eukaryota; Metazoa; Arthropoda; Insecta; Diptera; Drosophilidae. The record is from RefSeq and is a predicted model, not a curated record.